This is a messenger RNA of Seminavis robusta, 795 nucleotides long. The record is from the annotation of a GenBank genome assembly. NCBI's taxonomy places the organism in Eukaryota, Bacillariophyta, Bacillariophyceae, Naviculales, Naviculaceae.
AUGGGCUACUUGAAAAUCUUGAAUUAUGCUCAUGAAAAUGGUUGUCUUUGGAAUGAAAGGACAUGCUCUGAAGCUGCUGGUAAUGGGUAUUUGAAACUCUUGAUAUGGGCUCGAGAAAAAGGCUGCCCCUGGGAUGAUAAUUCAAUCCAGAAAGCUGCAGAAUCUGGACAUGUGGAAGUGUUGAAAUGGGCCCAUGAGAAUGGAUGCCCAUGGGAUGAAGAUGCAUGCAAGGUUGCUGCCGAAAAUGGCCAUUUGGAAUGCAUCAAGUAUGCCCACGAAAACGACAGUCCCUGGGAUAGAGACACGUGCAGGAUUGCCGCUAAGAAAGGUCAUCUGAAAUGCCUCACGUAUGCUCAUGAGAAUGGCUGCACGUGGGAUGAAGCAACAUGCGCUUUUGCCGCUGCAAGUGGCCAUUUGGACUGCUUAACAUAUGCCCAUGAAAAUGGCUGCCCAUGGGAUGAAACAACAUGUCUAUGGGCUGCUGGACGUGGUGUUCUCGAUGUUUUGAAGUAUGCCCACGAGAAUGGGUGUCCAUGGGAUGAACCCACUUGUGCAGGUGCUGCUGAGUGUGGCGAAUUUGAAAUCCUGAGAUAUGCUCAUGACAAAGGUUGCCCAUGGAAUGAAACGACAUGCUCUAAGGCUGCUGGUAGUGGCCAUUUGGAAAUCUUGAAAUGGGCUCGUGAAAAAGGAUGCCCCUGGGAUUCAGAUACAUGCAUCCAAGCUUUCCUUUUUGACCAGUGGGAUGUCUAUAACUGGGCUCGUGAGAAUGGUUGUCCAGAACCGGUGAUCUGCUGA